AUGCCACGUGCUCCAAGAACCUAUUCUAAAACUUACUCCGUUCCAAAGCGUCCAUACGAAUCCGUUCGUUUGGACUCUGAAUUGAAAUUGGCUGGUGAAUACGGUUUGAAAAACAAACACGAAAUUUACAGAAUCAACUUCCAAUUGUCCAAGAUUCGUCGUGCUGCCAGAGACUUGUUGACCAGAGACGAAAAGGACCAAAAGCGUUUGUUUGAAGGUAAUGCUUUGAUUAGAAGAUUGGUCAGAGUUGGUGUCUUGUCAGAAGACAAGAUGAAGUUGGAUUACGUCUUGGCCUUGAAGACUGAAGAUUUCUUGGAAAGAAGAUUGCAAACCCAAGUCUUCAAGUUGGGUUUGGCCAGAUCUAUCCACCACGCCAGAGUUUUGAUCCAACAAAGACACAUUGCUGUCGGUUCCCAAGUUGUUUCUAUCCCAUCUUUCAUGGUUAGAUUAGACUCCCAAAAAUUCAUUGACUUUGCUCCAACUUCUCCAUACGGUGGUGGUAGACCAGGUAGAGCUAAGAGAAAGAACCUUGCCAAGAACGCUGGUGCUGAAGAUGAUGAAUAA
Saccharomycopsis crataegensis is the source of this 564-nucleotide messenger RNA. RefSeq names its product 40S ribosomal protein uS4 RPS9B (gene RPS9B). Gene Ontology annotation, cellular component: cytosolic small ribosomal subunit. The transcript has 2 exons. Bases 1 to 564 code for a protein of 187 amino acids. NCBI's taxonomy places the organism in Eukaryota, Fungi, Ascomycota, Saccharomycetes, Ascoideales, Saccharomycopsidaceae. Gene Ontology annotation, biological process: translation; ribosomal small subunit biogenesis. The record is from RefSeq and is a predicted model, not a curated record. Gene Ontology annotation, molecular function: rRNA binding; structural constituent of ribosome.